UUCUGAAGUACUCCAUAUCAUUAUACAUAUUUAAGUAUGUAUGUCAGUCGCUGGUAUCCAUAACACAGAGCACUCUAAUUGGGGUCGGAUUACCGUGCGUGGAUUGUGAAUUCCGAGAUUGUUAACUCCUUAAUUUAAGGGGUCCUGAGAGAUUCUCUAAACUAAAAAUUAACAUAAAAAACUCACACUUAUCGAUAACCUUGAUUUGCUAACCAUAUAAACGAAAAAAAAGCAAUAUAUUAUUACUUUCAUAUUUAUUUAUUCCUGUCUUUUAUCCUUAGUAUUUUGACCGAGUUUAAUGGUGUAAAGUUGGCUGUUUGGCUGGUUGGCUGUAUCCCUGAUAAUGCCUAUGCUCGUUAUCAACGGAAACAAUUUCCUUUCUAAGUACUGAUAGAAAAAAAAAAAUUAUCAAAAAAUCGGCAUCUUCUUUCAAAAUUAGUACCGUACGCCACAAAAAAUAUCUUAUCGGACACGUUUAGUAUAAAUAAUGCAUGCAAAGCAUGUUCAAAUGUAUUAUACUAAAGGAUCAGAAACCAGGGAGUUUAUUACAAGUUGGCAAGAUGAAAUUCACUCUUCUGUUCGUCUUGGUGAUUGUCACUGCGGUGGCAGCAGAUGAAGAGGCAGGCGUGAGAUCUAACGGUAGACCUGACUUGGUGAUUGGGACAAUUACUUCUCAAGAUAGCUUAAUACGCUCGUUUCGUUUCAAUAGACCAGCGUCGCCUAGUUCGCAGUCUCACUUCCACAGGAUCGCUAUGGCCGCCGGCGUUCGCAUAUCUGCCAUCACGGCCCGGGAAGUGGGGCAAACCCAGAACCCGACUAUCCGGGUCGCUGGUGGCGGCAUCGGCUUCAACAACGUCAAUCUUGAGGCCCGAAACGCGCGCGGCCGAGGAUUCUCCUACAACGUACAAAUCUGGGGACGAUAAAUACGUAUUUACUUUACAACUCCUCGUUGAAGCAUUCUCCAGGCUGCGUGACGUGCGUCAAUGAAACUACCAAUCGCAUUUCUCGUUCGAAAAUAUAAUAUUUUUCUUUUAUUGUCAUUUUACACUUACAAUAGAAAGAAGUUAACAGAAAAAAUAAUAUAAUAUAUGUAUAUAUGUUACGGUAAAAGUAGAUAUUGCGGCAAAUGUACACAUUUUCCGGUAAAUGUGCACAUUAGCCUCCUCGUUUAGGUAAUGUGCAUUCAACUAACAUUUACAAUUUUUAAAAAGGGAAAUGUACACUUGAAUUCACAAUGACCAUGUCGAUUUGGUAUAUGUGAACAUGGCAUACAAAAUAUGAAAUCUCUAAUGCGAGAAAUGCGCCUCACUACACCUUAACCUAACCUAACCUGCGACAUAUUAUAUAAUGUGCAAAGAAAAGUAUGUUUUGUUUGUCAUUUACAUUUUUUAAUAAUAAAUAAUUUUCGUUAUUAAAGCUUUUUGUAUUAUGUUCAUAUAAAUAAAUGUUUUUUUACUGCAA
Molecule: messenger RNA, 1461 nt
Organism: Bombyx mori (domestic silkworm)
Lineage: Eukaryota; Metazoa; Arthropoda; Insecta; Lepidoptera; Bombycidae
Gene: Bm122
Exons: 3
Coding region: 492-923 (143 amino acids)
Source: RefSeq, a predicted model, not a curated record